This is a messenger RNA of Nothoprocta perdicaria, 1986 nucleotides long. RefSeq names its product phosphoglycolate phosphatase (gene PGP). Lineage: Eukaryota; Metazoa; Chordata; Aves; Tinamiformes; Tinamidae. The record is from RefSeq and is a predicted model, not a curated record. Gene Ontology annotation, molecular function: sn-glycerol 3-phosphatase activity. The annotation marks the transcript as partial. The transcript is spliced from 2 exons. Gene Ontology annotation, cellular component: cytoplasm.
GGGCCCGCCGCGCUGCCCGGGCCCGCGCCCGCCGACUGGGCGCGCGCGCCGCUCGAGCCCGCCGUGCGCGCCGUGCUCGUGGCCUUCGACGAGCACUUCAGCUACGCCAAGCUGUGCCAGGCGCUGCGCUACCUGCAGCGCGGCGGCGACGACUGCCUGCUCGUGGGCACCAACCGCGACCACCGGCUGCCGCUCGAGGGCGGCGCCGCCAUCCCCGGCACCGGCUGCCUGGUGAAGGCCGUGGAGACGGCGGCGGAGCGCGAGGCCUUCAUCGUGGGCAAGCCCAACCGCUACAUGUUCGACUGCGUGGUGAGCGAGUUCAACAUCGACCCCGCGCGCACCAUCAUGGUGGGCGACCGGCUGGACACCGACAUCCUCAUGGGCAACAGCUGCGGCCUCACCACACUGCUCACCCUCACGGGGGUCACCACGCUGGAGGACGUGAAGGGCCACCUGGAGAGCGGCUGUCCCGACAGGCAGCGCCUCGUUCCCGAUUACUACGUUGAUAGCAUAGCCGACCUGCUGCCCGCGCUGCAGGAUUAAAAUAGCAGCGGCGCCCCGAGGGGCUCUCAUUAAUCACCCAGUGACCGCAGGGUGAGCAGGGCACCUCCGAGGCAGUUGGCAGCCCGUAGCUUUUUAACCCUUUGCUCUCUCUGUCUGAUCUUUUUGUUUGUUUGUUUACAUCUUGGUCUUCUGCAAUGCACUUUGAAACGCUGAGGGCAUCACAGUGUCACUCGAGUCCCAUGAGGUGGAGGCUUCUGUUUUAACUAAUACCCAUAUCUAAAUAUGUGUGAGACUAGAGGUUAUUGUCGUCUAGACUGAGUGGAGUAGGGCAGAGCGGUCUGAGGGAAGCAGCUCGCGGCGGGUCCCCCCCGGGCAGGCGCCCCCUUAUUCAGGGCAGUGCUCGCCCGGGCUGCUCUAACUGGAAUUUGGCCUUAGGUUGGUUUUUCAGACUGGGUCCCGCUCCAGCAGAGCAGCCCGCUGCAAGUGUGACCCACGUCAAAGGAACUGAAAUCUCUCCCCUUUAUUUGACCGUUAAGAGCUGCUCUUGUGAUGCAGAUUAGGAUGACUCCACGUGCAAAAUGUGAAUGGUUUCUGCUCUAUACGGUAUUUGUCCAAGUGUUGGAUGCAUAUGCAAAGUACAGGUACCUGCAAGAACUGUCCUGAUCCUAAAUAUGUAUCAGAAUAUAUUUAAAUAUAAGCUUAAGUAUAAUAUAUGAUAAUAUAUCUUGCUUCCCAGAAGGGAGGAUAAGAGGAAUGUACUUCACUGAUCACUCUAGGUGUAAUUUUUGUAAGCUGUUGCAUUUGGUAAUGCAGAAAGCACGUAACCACAUAGGACUACCCUGCACUAAUCCUGCUUCCCAGAAAUAACUGGACUAAUAAGACUUGAAGUUAGCUCUGCACUACCUUAUGCUUCCCUGGUGCCCCAGCAUGCAGGUGGCAGCUGCCCUGGGCUUUUCUUGUAGAGCACGGGUAGGGCUCGUCGUGCGUCCCGCGGGCCCCGCAGCCUCCUUGCCCGGUGCAGGCGCCCGGCUGCGGUCGCGGUAGGAAGGAAGGAAGGGGCGGCUGCUCGGCCGAGGAUUGUGUUCUCGGCCGCAGGCGGGUUUGGAGCGAUGCACAGCCCGGCCUGUGGGGUGGGCUUCUGUCUGCUGCCUGAAUCGAAGGCCACAGUCUGGUGUUUUUGUAUCACAGAAAUAAGUAGAAACAUUAAUUAUGCAAAUACUGUGUUGUUACUCCAAAGGUGCCGCUAGUGGCAUUUAAACACUGAACUUCCUUCCCUCCUGGUGUUCAGCUGAGUAGCUCUAGUCGUGCGUUCGGUGCCGUUUCCUUCCACUCGAGCACCAGGAGCAGUAAACUCGCCACCUUGUUAGUACAGCAAUAACUGUGCAGCUCGUGAUGUCUUUCAGUGUUACUGGAACACCCUCCGGAUCUUUAAAAGACUGUUCAUUUGUGCAAGGGGCACAAAUAAAACCUUUCCUGUUGUGU